UCAUAUUAUAAUAUAUUAAAUCUCAUUAUUUGGCACGAAUUACGUCAAGACUUCAAUAUCUUGUAUGAGUACUUGCUAAAACAAGCGUUCAUCAUAUCCUGUCGCAUUUUUAACGUCGUUUGUACGUUUAUUUUUCGCGCUAUUUUAUCGGAGUUCUGUGCGUUAUACAUUGUGUCACUACUGAUAUAUUAUUCUCCUGCUCUGGUGCGUCAGCGUCGGUAACGCUGCAAGCUAGAGUAAGAGCGCAAUAAUUAUAUGUAGAGACAGAACUUAUCCCAUGGACCGCGCAUUCAUACAGUAAGUGUAAGUAUAGCGAGUGGUAAGACAAGGACAGCUCGGAAUAACACGGGCAUAUAUGGCAAAGUUGAUUCCCUUUUGGGCACGAUCUCUCUGUCGCUCUUGCGUCUCCUCUAUCUUUGUCUUUGUCUGGGAGCCUAUAUUCAUCCCCACCCUUGCAACUGGCCUCAGGCGCUGGUUAUGGCGUUAUUCGUCAACCGAAUGCGGAGGUGCUCGGAUCGAUCGGUGAUCGUGUAGCAAAAAAGGUGAGAAGCUAUUGUUAAUCUGCGGCCUAGACGGAAGAAGCAAAUUCGUCAUUAAAUAACGCUGUUUUCAGAGUGGUGUGCGGAUAUUUACGACAAAUAAGGCAAGCACGUUAAAGCGUACAUCAUUUCUUGUCUGUCGUGCUGCAGAACUAUGUAUGCGGUGAUUGAAUUCUUGGUUGGCGAAGAUAGAGAAUGCGCAUUGGUACCAGUUCUUUGGCUGGUCGAAAACAACACCCAAUGUUACUGGCCACGGACAAAAACUGAAGAUCAUUUUACAAAACUUGUAAAAUCAAAGGCUGCCUAUGAAAAAACAUGGCCAAAGUUUGCCAUUCACAAAGUACUGCAUACCGGAGAUGACUACCACGACACCGAAGCAACGAUGGCGCGCCUACUGGAGCUGGGCACGUCCGAUGAAUCCGGAAUAAUUCGCAACAUCGCUAAAAAAUCCACUGUAAUACCUCAGCAAGAUAUUACCAAUGACGUGGACGAGAAUGAAGCUACGAACAGUGAUGAUGUCGAACCUGAGCCGCAAAAGAAAAAACGUAAACACAAAACCGACAAGAAGAAGGCUAAAAAUCGACACGUUAGUAACAAAAAAAAAAAAACGAAGCGUUCUCGUGAAAGUUCAAGUAGUUUAGGUUACACCUCUUCAGCUGACGAGAAUUUGCCACCGUCCGAAGUCGAUGAAUCGACUUCUAACCGUAAUAAGAAUACUCGCUACAUUAACUCAGCCAAAGGAUCUACCAAAAAUCAGACACCAAAGAAAAACUUGGCCCACAAGAUCGUACAGCACCAGUAUAAUGAUAAUUCCCAUGAGUCACCGAAUCAGUUGUCUGGAUAUGAAACAUCAAAUAGAAACAUUUCUAGUAGGAUCAUCAGGUCUACCACGCAAUAUGACUUAUCAAGAUCCUUUUCACAACUUGAACCUUCAACCCCGACCACAUCACGCGAACAGAAUACCUUUGAAGAAAAAACUCUGCAGUAUUUAGAACACAUUAAAUCCUACACUGAACAAAACCAUCUGCUACUACGUAAAAUCUUCUCAAAACAGAAGGAAGUCAGCAUCGACGUAACAAAGAAACCAGCCGAAUUCCCAAAACUUCCUCUUAACUCCAUGGAAGACUUCUCCAACCUCGAAAAUAUCCUGAAAUCCGAAGAGCAUCGAACUUAUUUAACCGGGAAACUGGCUUCUAUUGGAGGGACAAGCGGUCGCCAAUGUGUGUUGGCUAUAAUGAGGUCACUACUCACAAACGAAUUAGCGAUGCAAUUCAAUUGGGCAGGGAGGGACAAAGUCUCAUUUCAAAAGACAUUGACAAUGGAAACUGUUUACGAGGCUGUGAAACAAACCUUUCUUGGCAAGAAGGAAAUUGGUGAUGCAACCGAAACCAGUGUUUCGUGUGCCGUGAAAGACUGGUUAAAACUAGCUCGAUCACGGCAUACCUAUGUACGAAAGAAGGGCUAAGAAACUGUGGUAAACGUCAACUAAUUUUAAAAACAGUCAUAUAAAAGUACAAAUCAUACAGGCAUAUAAAUAUUUCUGAUAUAAGUGUAAUAUUCUUAGCGUUUUCUGUUAGUUGUAACUACCGUGAAGACGAAAGUAUAGUGUAGGUUGAGCUGUGUCUAUGAGCUACAAGAUGUACCUUUUUUUUUGAUAAAUGAGUAUUUAUAGAUAUAAGAUAUUUGUGUAACGUUCUAACAAAGAUAUAAUAAAAUCGAUUCACAUAUAUAAACUAAA
Messenger RNA from Neodiprion virginianus, 2277 nucleotides. RefSeq lists its product as uncharacterized. Bases 694 to 2004 code for a protein of 436 amino acids. The transcript has 6 exons. Lineage: Eukaryota; Metazoa; Arthropoda; Insecta; Hymenoptera; Diprionidae. The record is from RefSeq and is a predicted model, not a curated record.